Messenger RNA from Salvia splendens (bonfire salvia), 2413 nucleotides. Its product is annotated as protein ecdysoneless homolog. The transcript is spliced from 6 exons. Gene Ontology annotation, cellular component: nucleus. Lineage: Eukaryota; Viridiplantae; Streptophyta; Magnoliopsida; Lamiales; Lamiaceae. The coding region runs from base 297 to 2234 and encodes 645 amino acids. The record is from RefSeq and is a predicted model, not a curated record.
AACUGCGAUUUUAUACAUCGAACUAUUUCCAGAAUUUUCUUGAACUUCGAAUGCAUUUUUAAAUCCAAUUUCAUUUAUUUCUUGAACUAUUACCCUAAACUCCAAAUUUAGCUUACGCCACUUUUCUCUUCAAUUGAACCCCUUCUCCUUAAGCUCCGGCACAGCCUCCGUCCGCCUCUUCUCCAGCGCCAGCACCACCUCUUCCCUCUGUUCAGGCGCCGUCUCUGCCCUCUGCUCCGCGCAUCGACCGACUGCCGGAUAAUCGGAUCAAAAAAUUUUGGCUCCUGGACACAGCCAUGGCAGCUGGUACUUCUUCCUCUUCGUCAAUUUUCUCUCGCAAGAACUCCCGCCCGCGCCCGCCUGAUGACACCGUCUUCUACUCCAUCUACCCGGACUCAUGCCUCUCUUCCUCCUCCGCCGAAGACCUCCACUCUCUCCAUCUCCAAAUCCUCAACUAUGUCCAACCGCUAACCGCUCCAUACAUCUGGCAGCACCAGCCCUUUUCUCUUUCCAUAACCCCCGCACCCGUCCCUCACCUCUCCGGCCACCUCCGCUUCGGCGACAAUCUCGAAGACGAGUGGUUCGUUGUUCACAUCCUCUUCGAAAUCUCCAAAAAAUUCCCCAGUUUAUCCAUCCGCGUUUGGGAUUCCGACGGCGAGUUUCUCUUGAUUGAGUGUGCAUUUCACUUGCCGAAAUGGCUCAAUCCGGAGACCUCGACCAACCGCGUCUUCCUCCGCAGUGGCCGCCUCCAUAUACUCCCGCCGUCGAGCUUCCGGGAGACUCCUAACCUGGAGGACGCUUUGCGAUUUUUAGCGAACCAAGACGGCAAAGAUUCCUCAAAAAGUGACCCAGAUGCUGUUCAGUUGCACUUGAACAAGAAAAUCAGUGAGUAUCCGGAGCAUGCUUAUAGAAACGUCCACAAAGUGAGAGUCUUAGUGCCGGUUUCCGUGGCUUGGGUGCUGAGGCAUGAGCCCUGCUUGAUAUCAUUGUCGGUUGAGGGGUUUUAUGAUAGGGACAUUGAUAGUAUGAAGUAUGCUGCCAGAAUGGAGAGGCUUCUACCGAGGGGGAAGCAGGAGGAGAUGGUGGAGGUGGUUGUGAGGAUGUCUAAGGCAAUGUAUGCUCAGUUGGUGCAGCAGAAGUUUCAGGCUCCCGCUUGCUAUCCAAUGCCGGAGAGGAGUAAUGUUGCCAAGUAUUUGGAGGCAGAGCUCGGGAUGAAGAUCGCUUGUGGGUUUGAGAUGAUGUAUCAAAUGAGAAAGAAGCAGGGGAUUGAAGGGAAGGGGAGCACAUGGGAAGCCUUUAGGGAGAGUUUGGAGAGUAGCGGUUAUUUUAAGGGGUUGUUGCCUGGUUCAAACGAAUACAAAACCUUGCUGGAGAAGGCAGAGGGGUACUAUCAAAAUAGUUCUUUGUAUUCUAGAGCCAGUGAGGUAUUGAGUGAACCUGUGAAACGCAUGGACGAAAUUCUUGCCCUUCCACAUUCAGCUGAUGGUUUCAAGAGUCUGGAGCUUCCUCCAUCGGAUGAUGACUCAUGGCUUUAUGGAGGAGAAGAUGAACUGAAUGCUGCUCUUCAGGAAAGGCAAAAGGAGAUGGACUUUUUCAAUUCAAAACAAAAAAAGAAACAUAAGUCUAAAGAGCAGGAAGACCAGGGUUUAGCAUCUGGCCAAGAUGUUGAUGAGUAUGAUCUUGGGGGGAUUGCUAAAUCCAUGCAGUCAUUUAUUGAGAAAAUGUCAAGCUACAAGGGAGCUGAGCUUCCAGAUGACAUGAACUUGGAAGAUGUGGAUUUGGAUGUUGAUCAGUUUAUGAAAGACAUGGAAUCAGUAAUGGGACUUCGUGGUUCUGACAAAAAUGACAGUGAUAUUGACCUCGAAGAAGGAUCAUCAUCAGAUCUUGAUUUUGAUGACUAUGAAGAAGGGAGUGAGCAUGCAGAUGAUACUGAUGAAGAUGGAGAGAAUGAGUUCAUACAUUCCUAUUCAGAUGCCCUAAACAAGGAACUGAAGGCUACUACACUGGAUAAAACCUUUGUUCAUGCCAAUGAAGAGAGCUCUAAGAAGAAAGAUGAGGGAACGUCGAAUGUGGAUGAUGAGAUGGAAGAGUUAACUCCGGUGGAUGUAGAUUUCAACCUAGUAAAGAAUUUCCUCGAAUCCUAUUCUUCUCAGGAAGGACUGUCGGGCCCUGCCUCCAAUCUUCUCGGGCUUAUGGGUUUAAGGUUGCCGGAUGAUGUUGGCAAAGGCAAAUGAGUUGAAUCUAUAUCUACUGGUCGAUUAUAUGAGUUGCUUAUUAAGCUGGUAUGUACACGUUCAAGUCCAGCCAUUAUGGAGUAAUUCACAAUAACUGCUUUGAAAUCGUUGUUACAGUAGUAUUAUAAGCUUUUUUUUGAAGCCAUUUAUACAUCUACAAAGAGCUUUUGCUUUGUAAA